Molecule: messenger RNA, 3046 nt
Organism: Mytilus trossulus (common blue mussel)
Lineage: Eukaryota; Metazoa; Mollusca; Bivalvia; Mytilida; Mytilidae
Product: T-complex protein 11-like protein 1
Exons: 10
Coding region: 187-1728 (513 amino acids)
Biological process (GO): signal transduction
Source: RefSeq, a predicted model, not a curated record
AUGAUGUCAUUUCCGUAAACAAACUUUUUCGUGUGUUUCAACAGGAUCCAUUGUUCCAACAUCUUCUAGACCCUUCUGGUUAAAGUGAAAACGUUUAAAGCUAUUGAAAUUUAUAGCACUGAUUAGGUCAUACCUGAAUUUCAGCAAAAAACAUUGAGUUUACAGUGACACACGUGAACUUUUGCAAUGGAAGGGCAAGAUGAUGAUAAAUUAAACAAUUCUAUAGACGGUGAAUUUACGUCUGAUCAAGAUGAACUUAACAAGUCUACAGCAAGUACAAGCAGUGAACCAGAAGCUGAGAAGAAAAGAAGAACACAGACCCCAAGUCCUCACAGAUAUCCACCAGCUUUUGUUAAUGUACCAGCAUCCCCACCAAAGUUCAUGAGUUUAGAUGAGAUAAUGGCUGCAGCAGCUGGAGUAAAGAACAUGUCAUUGGCACAUGAAAUAGCUGUUGAUGCUAACUUCAAGUUGGAGAAAUUAGAACCUUCAGAAAAUAGUAUUCAAAAAAAAGUGAAGGAAGUUGUACACAAAGCAUUCUGGGAUGCAUUCCAGGAAAAGUUAAACGAAGAUCCCCCAGAGUUAGGACAUGCUGUUGUGUUAAUACAGGAAGUUAAAGAAAAUUUACUUGCUCUACUACUGCCACAACAUGUUAGAUUGAAAACACAGAUCAAUGAAGUCCUAGAUAUUGAACUUAUACAACAAAAAUUAGAGAAUAAUGCAUUUGAUAUUUAUUAUUACUCAGACUAUAUAGUUGGUAUACUGGCAAAGCUGUGUUCACCAGCAAGAGAUGAUCAUAUUGCCAAACUUAAAGAGAUUAAAGAUAUUAUACCUUUGUUUCAAGAAAUAUUUGCUAUGUUAGAUUUAAUGAAGAUGGAUAUGGCUAACUUUACUAUACAACAAAUACGACCAUAUCUUCAACAGCAGUCCAUGGAAUAUGAAAAGACCAAAUUUGAAGAGUUUUUGAAAACUCAGAGAGAGAGUGGGAUUGAUGGUCUAGAACUUACAAAAAUUUGGUUGAAGAAAAGUUUUGAUGCAUUAAAAGAUCAAGCUGCAGAAGAAGGUGCGACAUCACCAGCCAUGCUGACUCCAGCGGCCAUUGUUAAUGAAGGUUAUGUUUCUCUUCUGUCAUGGGAUGAAAACCAACUAUUUCCUGAGACAUUAGUGAUGGACCAAGGAAGGUUUACAGAUGUAGGAGAUAAAAUACACAGUCUGACACUACUGGCUUCCAUACUCUUAGUAACAUACAGUACUGUGGGUGCUCCUAUAGCAGGAUUACAAAAACUUAAGGAGAAGCUCAAGUCAGAAAUAAUGGUUAUACUGGAUGGUACUGAGCAAAAAGAUUUACCGAGUAUGAUGAGUAACGUAGCUGAACAAGUGAACAAAAAUGUCAAUGAGUAUAUGUCUGAACAUGGAUUCCACCCUCGGGAAGAGACCCAACAAACAGCUUUAUCUGGUCAGAUAACAAGUUUAUCUACCAGAGAACAUCCAGUUUAUAAAGUCAUGUACAAAAGAAUAAGAGACUUUAUUUUACACAUUAUAUCACAAAGACAUUCUGGGCCUUUGAAAGUGCCACCAGGGUUUUCUGUGGUGGAAAUUGAACUUGGCAAAAUUUGUGGUCAAUUCUUAAGACUAAUUUCACAUAACAGGGCAACAUUUAGUAGCUAUUAUACUGACAUUGCCAAUGAACUAAUGCAAAUACAAAUGGAGGACUUAUCCCCCAGAGGAUGAACAUCUGGUCAGUGAAUGAACUGUGUGAUGAUUUUAGAUUUGAGGCGUAUGAAUAUAUAGGAAUACUAGCAGUAUUAGAUAUUGUUGUGUUAUAGUAUUGUCUCAGAAGAAUACUUGUUAUGUAUGAUGUAUGAUCUUGUCAAUUUUAAAUAUUACUAUUUAUGACUAGAUGCUUAUGUGUGCUUGAAAAGCAUUGUAUUACAGUGAUAUUUUAGUCUUCAACAUGAACCUGUCAAUUUAACCACAUGUUCGAAACCAUUUAUACAUUUUUCUGUAUUUUUGUAAGCACCAUAUUUAGGUUUAAGUGUUAUUAUGUUGUCAAACAAAAUUACCAGUUGUUAAAAAUGCUGUUUUUUCAGAUCAGAAAUAAAUAAUCUACAGCUGUGAAAAACUAUAUUUAUCAAUCUUGACCAUUGAUGGCAUCAGAAGCUACAGGAAACUUAAUUAGAAAUUGUACAUUUUUAUGCCCCGCCAUAGUAGAGGGGGCAUUAAGUUCUACCAUCUGUCUGUAUGUGCCAUAGUUGGUUUCCUUUCUGUAACUUUAUUUUGCCUCAACAAAACUUAUACACAAUGCUUAUUACCGCUAAACCCAGAUGAAAUACAAGUUUGAGAAGUGUCACUUUUACAGUUUUUGAGUUAUGUCUCUUUAUAAUGUUAAAUGCAAACAGGGGCAGCAUCGAUCUGUGUCCAUUGGACAAAUACCCCAUUUUUUUAAAAGUAUUUUUCACUGUCUUGCAAUUUGAUUAAUUUUUAUCUUCCAGUUUUAUUUUAGGGCAUUAAAAAAUAACACUGCCGUUCAUUUUGACUAACAAUGUUGUUUGUAUUAGAUGUAAGGUUUUAGAUAUCACACACAAUAUGGUUGUGUUUAUAUGAUAUAAAACAAACUAACCUCAAAAUGAAUGCAAAGAAGAUAUUGUUCUAUGCCUUAUUUACAACAAAAUACUGAUUGAAUAUUGAAAAUAUUUACAUAUUGUUACUGUUGUGAUUAUUCAGAAUUGUAAAAUAGGUGUAGUCAACUGCCUUUUCAUUCAAAACCAAGCUUCAUCUACAUGCUUCCAUGGUUGAUAUUAAAAGAGAAAUGUUUUAUAGUUUAACUUUAAUUUGUAUGCUUGUACUGUCUGUCUGGCUUUAGACGUUAAAUUGUUGUGUAGGACAUUGAACACCCAAUAGAUAGAUGGUAUACACAAUGUACUUGUAUACUAGACACUGGUAGUGUAAAGGGUAUCGUCAUACAAUGUGUGAUGAUAUAUUUUUCAUCACAAGUAUGUUUAUUAUUGGUUAUUUAUUUGAUGGUGCAUAUUUGUUUGUUAAACAAAAA